UCUGAGCCCUUUGGGAAUUACUAAACUUUCUCUGUUGAACAGCUUUAUCUGCGAGAAAAUAUUUAACUCUUGUUUUUCUACCUGAAGUUUUCUGAUACUGGCCUCAAUGUCCCACCUAGAGAUGAACGAAGAGUCACGGGAGAGUGACCAGAAGUGGCCUGGUUACUGUCGCACCAUUCUUGUCAGAGACUCCCACGGGACCGUGAAGGAGCUGGUGUUCCCCAAAGCCCUGGACCUGGACCGUCCCAAACGCGCGCGGACGACGUUCUCCAACGACCAGCUGGACGUGCUGGAGGAGGAGUUCAAGCAGAACCAGUACCUGGUGGGCAAAGACAGGACGGGGCUGGCACACAGGCUGGGCCUCACGGAGACUCAGGUCAAAGUUUGGUUUCAGAAUCGUCGUACAAAGUACAAGAAGGACAGAGAGCGCCACGAACUCCUCACAGACUCCACAGCGGAGAGCAAAGCCGCCCAGAACGUGCUGAAAAUGCUGGAGUACAAAACAUCUAUUUUGAGCAGCGCACCAACAAACAACGCAACUUGGCAACAGUCAGGAGUGGCGUGGACACCCAAUCUGGUUCUGUCAAAAGACGCGCAUGCGCAUGGUACAGUAACGUCUCAACAAGGGGCGCUUCCGAGGCACUCUCUCGGGCCUUGCGGAACAAGAUCUACACCAGUUGAUGUCGAUAGUGAGGAGGAGAACGCAAUACUACGGAAGGAGGAUGAGCUUGUCGAGUCUGGAAGAUUGUUUCAAUUCAGCAAAGGGAGGCUUUCGUCCCCGGAAAAUUCUGGGCAUUUUCAGGCGCCUGAAGGAGAAGGAGAGGCUGAUGAAUCCUCUGGUAUUGGCGAUCUGCAAGGACAGUUAAGCAGAAGAUUGGAGGCAACAACAACCACAUUUGGAGUUACUGCUCCUCGCAUUGAUGGAAUCAGGAUGCGCUGCGCAGAUGCACCAACACCCGGGCAAGUGAACUCUAACCUCACUCUCCUUCAUGAAGUCCGACGUCCCAAUGUAGAGUACAGACCCUCGUGGAGUCAACAUCCAUCCGCAGCACAAUGGUCCCCAUCCUCGUCCUCUUUGCUUACGAGACACAACAGUCACUGGACCAUACAAGUGCCGGAGUCAUCGGUUUACGCACAUCGAGCUGUAUGCCCAUCGGGUAUUCACAGUGCAACAAUGCACAGCCGAUACCAAUCUGGGGUCGAGGAAGCGAUUCAAUUUGGGGUACAAAACGUUUCCCAAAGUCUACCCUGUAUUGAGGAUGUUCAUCGACCUGCUCAUGCAAUGAGUUGGCUCCCGAGCUUUAAUGCCACAUACAGUGCUGCUAUCAGGCCCGAUGUUAUUAAAGGCAGAGAAAUAAUUAACACACGGAUGGCGUGGGGAGUGUUUCAGCCUCCUCCAAACUCAACAGCGGACCCGGUAGCAAAUAACAACAUGUCACAAUUUCCCAGGAUAGACCCAGGACAUCGACAUUCUUCUUCCAUUGUCCCGAGUCAAAGGCAGAUUCUGCCAACUUCCUACAGCUACAACCCAGCCUUCUGCGAUAGAUCCUUUCUGGCUCGGACAUAAACAGACCCGCAAAGAUACCAAAUCGGUACAAGCAUUCUCAUGCCCUUAAUUAUUUUCUCUCCAAACACGUUUUAAUUGGAAAAAGAACAGGAACCAGAAAACAGUGCUUAUUCAAGAUUAAAACAUGCUUGUACUGUUUUCUGUUAUCGUUGCAAAACAUUUCUUUUCCUGCAUGUAAUUAGGCGAACAAGUGCUGUUCCAUGGAAAUGUCCUAUGUUCAGUCUUGUAAAGUGUAAGUGUAAAGGUUUAAUGCCCCUAUCAACAACAUUAAGUUAUUAAAGAGAUGGAACUUCUGAAUUUAACGUCCAUCUCCGAUAGGACCAAGGAAAAUAGGUUGAGAGCCUUGAACACUUCACAAAAUAACCCGAGUUCAAGAACGCCAAGUCUGGGAUUCGAAACCGGCCAUCCGAUCCAUAGACCAGAAUAAUACUAAUUCAGCUAACGGAACACCUGUUCCGUCUAGAAUGGCGUUUAACUGAGGCAACAUAAAGUAAACAUCUUAGUAAGUCAUCACUACUUGAACAAAUCUCUCGAACAGAAGACUAUCUUGUUUAGUUCUGCUAAUUUCAUUCUUUUGAGGUUUUUGGAGUAUCAAGAGGAAAAUGCAAAACAACAACAUUGCUAUCUAAAUCUCUUUAGUUCCGUAAACCUCCCUGCCCCUCCUUCUUCCUCUCUUCCUUCCCCCAAACUGUCUGUUAGUCUGCCUGUUUGUCUGCAUGCGCCUGUUGAUUCCUUCACUCAUCUCUUUCAUUCUGGUCUUUCUCUUGUACGUGAAGAUUUCGUUGUUCUGUUCUUGACGACUUCCUCAGCUUGUGUGGUCGUCUUCAGUGUACGUUUUUUUCAUAGGGGGAGGGGAGGGCUGGUGGCGGGAAAUAGUGGGCGCAGUGGGGGGGGGGGGGGGGGUAGGUGAAGAUACUGUAGUACAAUUAUGAGACAAAAAUGGCAUAAAAGUAACACAUUAUGCUAAAAGAUACAAUUUCGGACGUUGCAUGAGCGAUUAAAUAAACCCUCAGAUCCCC
Messenger RNA from Aplysia californica (California sea hare), 2586 nucleotides. RefSeq lists its product as uncharacterized. Bases 107 to 1567 code for a protein of 486 amino acids. Gene Ontology annotation, molecular function: DNA-binding transcription factor activity, RNA polymerase II-specific; DNA binding. NCBI's taxonomy places the organism in Eukaryota, Metazoa, Mollusca, Gastropoda, Aplysiida, Aplysiidae. The transcript is spliced from 5 exons. Gene Ontology annotation, biological process: regulation of DNA-templated transcription; brain development; neuron differentiation. The record is from RefSeq and is a predicted model, not a curated record.